Linnemannia hyalina is the source of this 1761-nucleotide messenger RNA. Lineage: Eukaryota; Fungi; Mortierellomycota; Mortierellomycetes; Mortierellales; Mortierellaceae. The record is from the annotation of a GenBank genome assembly.
AUGCAGAUCGAAAACUCGCUCUGUGACUAUGACGCCGUAGAGGCCAUCAAUCUGGAGAUGAGAGGCCUUCUUGAUAACCUUGUCCAGCAAAAGUACUUCAAGUUCUACAAGCUGAACUUGUAUGGCACCUGUCCCUUCUGGACAGAAAACCACCUCUGUAUGAACAAGGACUGUGGUGUUGCCGUUGUUGAUGAGAAAACUAUCCCUGAGGAAUGGACGAGUGCGGCUCUCGGCGCAAUUUCGUCACCCAUGGGUGGCAAGCACUUCCAACCAUUCCAAAGCUGCAACCUGAAAGACCAAGACUUUUGUCAAGUAGACGAUGAAGCAAUAUCAGAGGGUGUCUACGUCGACUUGAUGGAGAACCCAGAACGGUUCACAGGAUACUCAGGCCCUUCAGCCGCCAAAGUUUGGGACGCGAUCUACAACGAGAACUGUUUCAAUGUUGCUCAAAAGAUGCAGCAGGCUGCUGAUUGUGAGCAAUGUUCGUUGGAUCGGGAAGCGUUCGAGGAGGAUUUAGCGGAGACUGUUCAAAAUGCUGCUGUGUCCGGCAUUUCAUUUGCGCAGAACCCGCUGUCGCUUGAGGUUGGUCAUACUGGACAUGGACAAGGACACCAGGAUAAGCCGAAACAAGGAGCAGGAUUAGGAGAUGACACGUCGCCGUUUGUUGACCCCGCGAUGAACCCGUUGGCUGCAGGAGCGGUCGCGCAGGAAGAAGAGAUGUGUCUGGAAAAGCGGGUCUUUUACCGGAUGAUCUCCGGACUCCAUGCCUCCAUCUCUAUCCACAUCUGCGACGAGUACUUUAACCAAACCUCCGGCGUCUGGGGCCCAAACUUGGAAUGCUUUGUGUCUAGGGUGGGCGCACACCCGGAUAGACUGGAAAACAUAUUUUUCGACUACUCUAUUUUGGUCCGCGCCGUGACCAAGCUCUCAGGGUACCUCCGCGACUAUGAAUUCUGUACCGGUAACCCCGACGAGGACACCAAAGUCAAGGCGAUGGUGGACAAGCUGAUAGAGGUGUCGAACAAAUCCCCUGCAAUCUUUGACGAAAAGGCCAUGUUUGUCGGUCCUGGCGCCCAGGCAUUGAAACUCGAAUUCCGCGACCAUUUCAGGAAUAUUACAAAGAUCAUGGACUGUGUUGGCUGUGAGAAGUGUCGGCUUUGGGGGAAAGUUCAGACUUCGGGGUUGGGCACUGCAUUGAAGGUUCUAUUCUCCUACAACGAUGAGCAUCUCAACCCAAUCAAGCACCCAAACUUGUUGCAGAGGACAGAGAUCGUGGCGCUAUUCAAUACCCUCAACCGCGUCUCUGAGAGCGUUGCAUCGAUUGCCCGGUUCAGGACAUUGUACAUGGAACAGCAUGGCCUUCCUAUGCCCUCCACCCCUACUCCACCCUCUAAACCCUCUCCACCAACACAUCAGGAAGAAGACCCUUCGCCGAUUCAGGCCUAUAUUGCGGGACUCUUCAAGGAUACCCAUGCCAUUUUGGCUGCUGAGCCACCCAAGGACAAGAAUCAAGAUGGAUCUUCUUCAUCGUGGGUUGAGUUUCCUCAGGGGCUGAGUGCGACGUUGAAAGAGAAGAUCCUUAAUUUCAGUCGUCAUCCCCUGGGUACCUUUUUCAGUGGCGAUGCGAAGAAGUUAUCGGGAGGUCAUCAUAGUGGUCAGCAACAGAGUCAACAUCAUACCCAACAUCAUACCCAGAAGAAGGCCAAAGGGUCUUCAAAAGUGAGUUCUCAAGCUACCUACUCCACUCACGAGGACGAGUAA